Molecule: messenger RNA, 679 nt
Organism: Effrenium voratum
Lineage: Eukaryota; Dinophyceae; Suessiales; Symbiodiniaceae
Source: the annotation of a GenBank genome assembly
UCUACACGCAUUGAGACUAGCAAUGGCGCUCGCUCGAGGUGACCUUGCUCGGGGCUCAGAGAUUGCGGAGGUGCCGCGCUGCGAGGCCUCGCCCGAGCUGAGCCCGAGGUCAGAUUUGUCGCCUGACUCACCUCGAUCUCUAGAUGGCGACGCGAGCUGGGCGCUGUCCCCGAUGAUGUCUCCGCAGCGGUCUGAAGCGCGAGCCGAUGAGGACACCUUUGGCGCAAGAGGCUCGCCACUCCGAGACUCAGGCUUGAUCCAGCUCAACACCUCGGGCACGGCGGUGCGCUUUGAUAUGCAGCAGCUGCUGAGCGCACGCACAGAAGUAGAGGGCCCGCGGCUCACGCGUGAACAGGUCUUGGCGUUGCCCGAAAGCGCGUGCGCCGGCCGAGAGAAGGAGUCGACCAGCUGCUCCAUUUGCCUGGAGCUCCUGCGUGCCGAGGACAGACCUCGUAUGCUGCCGUGCCAGCACGCCUUCCACACGGAGUGUGCCGUUUUAUGGCUCUGCCGAGCAGCUUUCUGCCCCAACUGCCGUGCCUUCGUGGAGCUCCAGGACUGAGUCACGGAAGCGGAGAAGACAGAUUGGUCUCACAACGCAGUCAGUCUGCUUCCAAAAUGUCACCUGCAUUUGACAGGACAUUCCCAUGCAACCACUUUCCACGCAAGGUUCGAGCCGAAA